Molecule: messenger RNA, 1404 nt
Organism: Echinococcus granulosus
Lineage: Eukaryota; Metazoa; Platyhelminthes; Cestoda; Cyclophyllidea; Taeniidae
Product: Phenylalanyl-tRNA synthetase
Exons: 8
Coding region: 1-1404 (467 amino acids)
Biological process (GO): phenylalanyl-tRNA aminoacylation
Cellular component (GO): mitochondrion; cytoplasm
Molecular function (GO): ATP binding; tRNA binding; phenylalanine-tRNA ligase activity
Source: RefSeq, a predicted model, not a curated record
AUGAGAGUCCUGCGAUUGUGUCUUCCACGAAACCACAUUUCUACCUCGUGUAAAAGAUGCCAAUUUUCCGUUUUAAUAUCAUCAGAUGAACCAAAAAAGGGGGUUAACAUCCUUGGAAAGCUAUACAAAACUGACUCCUGGUCCAACAUAUCCCCCAAAAUUCUUGAUCUCACUGCACGAAACCUGCAUAAUCAAGAAUACCACCCUCUAUGGUUGCUCAAACACCGGAUUACGGAAUUUAUAAACAAGCGUCCGGCACAUCAAAAUGCCGAGGGAAUCGGCACCUCUCAUCCUCUCUUUUCCGUUCAUGAUUCUCUCAGCCCAGUAGUGUCCACGUUCCAGAACUUUGACAGUCUUCUUGUCACUCCUGAUCACGUCAGCCGUCGGCCCACGGACACUUACUAUAUUAAUAAGCACACCGUUCUUCGCAGCCACACGUCUGCGCACGAGAUGGAACUCAUAAGGUCGGGCCUCAAUGCUUUUGUCACCGUCGGUGAUGUUUACCGUCGGGACGAUAUCGAUGCUCUACACUACCCUGCAUUUCAUCAGCUGGAAGGGGUUCGCCUCUUCACUGAAAAGGAGCUGUUUAAGGACACGGUAGAUCCGAGUGGAUGUCUUAAACUCUUUGAGCAUUCGACGUCGGAAGUCUUGCAACCCCUCUCUGUCGCCGUGCCCUCUUCUGAACUCCCUCUUGGCAGGCAGCCUCGUCAUACUCUUGAGACCGCCUAUUGUAUAGAGUUCCAACUGAAAUGCAUAUUAGAGGAGCUUGCUGUUCAUCUCUUCGGCAAGGAUGUACCAAUGCGAUGGGUGCCGGCGUAUUUCCCCUUUACACAUCCUUCGUGGGAGUUGGAGAUCCAGACAGGUGUGAUGACCGGUGCUGAUUCUGACGGAUGGACAGAGAUGCUAGGCUGUGGCAUUCUGCGUCAAGAGAUUAUCGACCACGGCGGAGUGACAAAUAGGGUGGGCUACGCGUUUGGACUAGGGCUGGAGCGGUGGGCAAUGAAGCUAUACAGUAUUCCAGACAUUCGACUGUUUUGGUCCAGGGAUCCGGGCUUUUUACAUCAAUUCAAAGUUGAGACUAUCAACGAAUCCAUCACCUACAAGGCAGGUGUAUUCCCUCCGUGCCCUCUGGACAUCUCCUUCUGGCUGCCCUACGCCACGCCUGAUCAUCGUCUGGAGUUCGAACGAGACUUCUUUGAACUUGUCAGGGGUGUGGUCGGUGAUCUUGUCGAACAGGUAACACUGAUUGACCGAUUCGAGGACAAGGUGAAUGCCCGAGUGAGCUACUGCUACCGCAUUGUUUACAGAGAUCACAGUCGCACACUCACCAUGCGCGAGGUGCGUCCUUUGCAUGAGGAAGUCGGUAGACUCGCUGAAACGCAUCUCAACGUCAAGGUGCGCUGA